This is a messenger RNA of Dreissena polymorpha, 2113 nucleotides long. RefSeq names its product protocadherin-23-like. Gene Ontology annotation, cellular component: plasma membrane. The record is from RefSeq and is a predicted model, not a curated record. The coding region runs from base 10 to 1485 and encodes 491 amino acids. The transcript is spliced from 8 exons. Gene Ontology annotation, biological process: homophilic cell-cell adhesion. Gene Ontology annotation, molecular function: calcium ion binding. NCBI's taxonomy places the organism in Eukaryota, Metazoa, Mollusca, Bivalvia, Myida, Dreissenidae.
AACCUACCGAUGACCUACCCCCUGGGCGUGUCCGAAAACACCCCCCUGCGGAAAACCCUCUACACCGUGCUCUUCAAUGACCUUGACUCCGGGGACACGCACACCAUACACGCCAACUUUAGCGAGAAAUGGGCCACCAGCUACUUCCAUCUCAAUGAAACUUCCGGCGUUCUCACUACCGCCUUCAACGUUCUCGACUACGAAAAGGUGAUAGGAAACUCGUGGAGCUCGAGUUUCAAUGUCGCCGUGCAGGUCAACGACGGGAUGGACUGGUCGGACGCCGUGCUGUCUGUUGUGAUCCUGAACGUCAACGAGCCGCCGUCGUUCCACGAGACCAAAUACAAGAUGACGCCGGCGGAACAAGGCGAUAAAGGUAGUGGCGCCAGUACUUGGGGUCGCUGGAUGGAUAAGACAAAGGACAUUGAAGAUCAAGAUUUACUUGUAUCGGCUCUAAGCGAGGCACACACAUUCACGUGGGAUUGCGGGGAAUCCACGCGGUUUUUCCUCAUGGACCGCACCACCGGUGACGUCACAUUCUCCGCCAACUUCGACUAUGACACGGCUAACUUGACGACGCCCUUCACUUGUACAGUGAAGGUCAAGGACAAGGCUGGAAUGACCGCUACCACUAUGUUGGAAGUGCUCAUCGAUGACGCUAAUGACAACGCGCCGGUGUUCGCACAGACGACCGCCUACUACAUUUUCCAGGUGCCGGAUCUGGCGGCCGGCCGGUUUGUCGGUCAGGUGACUGCUGCUGACAGCGACAGGUCGACCCAAUACAGCAACAUCUACUACAGCUUUCUUGUAAACCCGUUCUCAAAAGGCUUCAUGGUUAUUAACGAUUUCGGAAAUAUUUACGUUAACGAGACGUGGAAGAAACCUCUGUUCGCGUAUGGAGUUUCGUACGAUCUCGUGGUGCUCGCCGAGAACGUGGCAGACCAUACUGGAACGCGCCACACGUCGACGGCAUCCGUGACGGUGUUCAUUUCCGGGACGUCAACGACCACCACGACGACCACCGAUCGGCCAGCGGAGUUUCUCGAAGAUACCCGGAGCGUUUCGUGGAUUUCCGUGCUGUCUGCACUCGGCGGGACGCUGUUACUGGUGGUCGUUGUACUCACUAUGGCGUAUACGGUGCAGGUCAAGCGAUACCGCUGGUGUAUACCCUGGUGCCGGAAGAAGCUGCUGGGGCUCGGCAAAAUGACAAGAAAGGAGAAGCGCCGGUACUACCGCGCUAUCUUGCGCGCCGAGGCCGGCAUUGAGGAAGGCGACGAAGAAGUGGCUCGCAUCACCCUCGGGGAGCCGGAACCAACCCAGGUGCAGUCCCCGGCGCCCCCCAUGAUGUGGGAUAAGCGGCAACCCCAGACGGGUCCCACCGUCCGGAAGUCAGACCCCGUGCUCGACUUCAAGGAGCCCAAGCCACCGCUGAAACCAAAUCCAUCGAAGAUGAUGACAGGUCGCACUGGACCCAAGAUAUGGACGUAAACACUUACUGCGUUGAUCGAUGUUUCCUCCAUUUCUUAAUGCCUUCUGAGAUAUGUUUCUUCGCGGAAUGCCAGCUGUUUUUAUAUUUACUAAUGAAAAUAUGAUGACAUCGACAUAGCAUAUCAGAAACCAUUUAAUUGCAAUUGUGAUUCAAUUUUGGGCUUAAGGUUGUCUCAAUAAAUUGUAUUUUGAAUGGCAUCAUUAGUUUUUAUGGACACAUUUCAAAUAGGAUUUGAACAAGAGUCUACAGAAAUCUUGCUGUUCAAUUAGAAUCAAUAGUGCGGUACUUGGUCAACUUUAAAAAAAAUUAUUAAUACAAUUAAGUGAUCGUUUACUAAGUAUUUCUGCAAACACAUACCGUCCUUGCAUGUUUCGUCAAUAUACCCAUUGGAAAUGAUGCACGUCAAAUUAAUAACAUUAAAUGGAUGUGUUAUGUUUCGCUAGUUUCAUUAGUUGUCAUUUAUGAUUUGUUAACAACAGUUGAACACACUUUUAGAGGUUGUGUUUUCUGGUUUAACUGAAGAAUUAAAUUGAUAUGUCGUUUCGCUAUGAUUUGAAAUGUAUAUUUUUAGUGUUAAAAGUCAUUCUAGCACAUUAAAUAAAACAAGACCCGCCAGCAUUAGUGUAA